Trichomycterus rosablanca is the source of this 1518-nucleotide messenger RNA. It is a transcript of the gene tmem151bb, whose product is annotated as transmembrane protein 151Bb. Lineage: Eukaryota; Metazoa; Chordata; Actinopteri; Siluriformes; Trichomycteridae. Bases 1 to 1485 code for a protein of 494 amino acids. The record is from RefSeq and is a predicted model, not a curated record. The transcript is spliced from 2 exons.
AUGUCCCCGCCAGGGUCGGCUGCGACGGGCAGUGAUUGCAGCACUGCGACCGCUGUGGAGGAGGAUGCGGAUAGCCCGAGAGAAGAGCAGGUGCCUAUAAAACAGACCCUGAGCAAAUCUAUGUGCAGAGACGUCUUCUGGAAAUGCCUCUUGCUCUCCAUGCUGAUGUAUGGAUGUAUGGGAGCCAUGGUGUGGUGCCAUGUUACCAAGGUGACCCGACUGAGUUUCGACAGUGCCUACAAAGGGAAGUCGAUGGUGUACCAUGACAGUCCGUGCUCUGAUGGCUACAUUUAUAUCCCCUUGGCAUUUCUUAUCAUGCUGUAUGUGGUCUACCUGGUAGAGUGCUGGCACUGCCACGCGAGGAACGAGCUUCAGUACAAGGUGGAUGUCGAGGGAAUCUAUGAACGGGUGCAAAAAAUGCAACAGGCCAAACCGUGUAUCUGGUGGAAGGCCAUUAGCUACCACUACGUGCGGCGAACACGCCAAGUAACCCGCUACCGCAACGGAGAUGCCUACACGACCACGCAAGUGUAUCACGAAAGAGUAAACACACAUGUUGCCGAAGCUGAAUAUGACUAUGGAAACUGUGGUGUAAAAGAUGUUUCCAAGCAACUGGUUGGUCUGGAUAAGGCAGCUAUUACUAAACUGAGGUUCACAAAAUGUUUUAGUUUUGCUAAUGUAGAGUCUGAGAACUCCUAUCUUACUCAGCGGGCGAGGUUCUUCACUGAUAACGAGGGACUUGAUGAUUACAUGGAAGCCCGGGAAGGAAUGCACCUGAAGAAUGUAGACUUCAAGGAGUACAUGGUUGCCUUCACAAACCCGGACAACCAACCCUGGUACAUCUCGAACUAUGUCUUCUGGACGGCUGCCUUCCUCAUGUUCUCUUGGCCUCUGAGGGUGCUAACAGAGUACCGCACUGCGUACGCUCAUUAUCGCAUUGAGAAGCUCUUUGGGACGGACUACAUCCCAGUCACACCAUGUGAAGAGCAUCCGUACUGCAGGCGCAUACCUAGAGUUAAUACCAUUGACAGCACAGAGCUAGAAUGGCACAUCCGGUCCAACCAACAGCUCGUACCUAGCUACUCAGAAGCAGGUCUUAUGGAUCUUGCACAGCGUCCUGGAGGUUUCAGGCAGAACUGUGAGCGCUGCCACCGCGCCAUCAGCAGCUCCUCCGUUUUCUCUCGCAGUGCUUUAAGCAUCUGCAACGGAAGUCCUCGCCUUCCCUUUAGUGGAAGCAGGUUCUCAUUGGGACGUAUGUACGGCUCACGCCGCAGCUGCUUCUGGAGAAGCGGCAGCCUGGGUGAACCUGAGAGCCCGAGCGAGAACACACGAUGUCUGUCUGGACAUAUCACGACUACCGAGGAUGACCCUCCAGCCUACCAGGAUGCACUCUAUUUCCCUGUCCUUAUCGUCCACUGCAGCGAGAGCUGCCCCAACCACCGGUCCUUUCACCGCAAUGGCUCAUGUGUAGAGACCUCCUUAUGAGAUUCUCUAAUGCAUCAGUGGUGGAUAUCUGGA